Messenger RNA from Ilex paraguariensis (yerba mate), 1293 nucleotides. Lineage: Eukaryota; Viridiplantae; Streptophyta; Magnoliopsida; Aquifoliales; Aquifoliaceae. The record is from the annotation of a GenBank genome assembly.
AUGGUGAACAAUCAUCAAGAAGACGGGGACAAGAACAACCACCAAUCAGCCAUUGCAAUAGGUGGAGGAGCUGCCAGGACAUGGGGUACCACUGCCUCGGGCCAAUCGGUUUCGACUAGCGGCAGUGUUGGGUCCCCAUCGAGUCGUAGCGAGGCGGCUAAUGCAACAACGGUAAGUGAGAGCACCUUUCAGAGGCUAAACCACCUCGACAUUCAAGGGGACGAUGCCGGAUCUCAAAGGGAUGCUGGUAACAAGAAGAAAAAAAGAGGUCAACGUGCAGUAGGAGGGGAUAAGAGUGGUAGAGGACUCCGCCAGUUUAGCAUGAAAGUGUGUGAGAAAGUGGAAAGCAAGGGAAGAACAACUUACAAUGAGGUUGCAGAUGAACUUGUAGCUGAAUUUGCAGAUCCUAGCAGUAGUCUUGCAUCUCCAGACCAGCAACAAUAUGAUGAGAAAAACAUUCGGCGUAGGGUAUAUGAUGCCCUCAAUGUUCUCAUGGCAAUGGAUAUAAUUUCUAAAGAUAAAAAGGAAAUACAGUGGAAGGGUCUGCCUCGAACCAGCAUAAAUGAUGUUAAAGAGCUAAAGAGUGAGCGUCUUGGACUGAAAAAUAGAAUUGAAAAGAAAGCAGCUUAUUUGCAAGAACUGGAGGAACAAUACAUAGGUCUUCAGAACCUCAUGCAACGGAAUGAGCAAUUAUACAGUUCAGGAAAUGCUCCUAGCGGGGGCGUGGCUUUACCUUUUAUACUGGUGCAGACUCGUCCUCAUGCAACUGUUGAGGUGGAAAUAUCCGAAGAUAUGCAACUGGUGCAUUUUGACUUUAAUAGCACUCCAUUUGAGCUACAUGAUGACAAUUAUGUGCUCAAGGCAAUGAAAUUUUGUGAAAGACCACAGGGUGAUGAUAUGGCACACAAUUUCUCAGCAGACGGGGGGGAAGGCUCCAGCAUGCCUGACAUUUUUCAUCCUGAAAUUCCUAUUCCUUCGAUAUCUAGCAUACCAGUUAGUACUCCCACCUCGCCUCCCCUUCCUGGAAUCAUUAAGGCACAGCUUCAGAAGCCGGAGUGUGAUAAGAAGCUCUUGCCCGUAGAUGAAGAUCUUCCUGGGAUGGGACAAUAUUAUUGCGUACACUGCGAUCGGUACUUUGCAAAUGUGGCGGUGAGGGAUGAACAUUUCAAGUCGAAAAGGCACAAGAAGCGUGUGAAGCAAAUGAUGGGGCCUGCACCACAUACCCAACUUGAUGCUGACCUAGCUGCUGGAAUGGGUAUGCCAGAUAACGGCCCAAAGCUAAUGUCAAUGUGA